UUUUUUAAUUUUGAGUUGCGUAAUGUUGCAGUUUCUGUGUCUAGGUUAGAAAUGAGGUUUUACCAAAUCUCAAGUAUCCUGGUUUAAAAAUGGCUUGCGGAUUUGCAUUUUAAGUCUUAAUUUUGGACUUGUUUUGUUAGAUUGUUUAUUUCAAACGUUGCAAAAUUUUAUUUUAAGUCUAGUAAUCUUGUUUUAAAAUAUCUUGUUUUGAGUUUAUAAAGUAACCAAUAAACAAGCGCAAUUGAUUUAAGAAGCCAAUAAAGUUUUGCUAAAUCGUUUACACGCAUUUAAACUUAGCAAAUCUUUUUUGUAUUUAAAUUUCUUGUUUGUAUUUUAAAGUUAGUUUUAAAGUUAAAUUUAUUUAAAAGUAGGUUCAAAAAUAAAACUGCAAUUUAAAGAAAUCUUUUAAUAUCAAAGGUAAAUACUUAUGAUUAUUAUAUCUAGAGUAAUGUUUUAAACUGUUUAUAUUACAUAAGUUUUGAUUUGCAAUUUCUGAAGUAGAUUAAAAUAUAAAACUUUUCGAUGGAACUAAUGGUUUUACUCAAUUCCUGAGUUUCCUGAAUUCAUGGCCCCCAAAUCUUUUCAAAAGAGUUUUUUUUCUUUAUUUUUUAUCAAAGCAGGUUUUUAAUAGUAAGUUUUGAUAUUUUAGGUUUUUUUGAUGCUUUGGCCCCCACUAAAAACUCACGCCGUUGUCCAUUACUCUAAGUGUAAUACUUUAAUACAGUUUACAUAUAUAAUUAAUCUACAAAAAUGCCGAAAGUAAAGGUUGCAAUUACACAGAUGAAAAGUGAAAAAAAAGAUUGUGGCGGCCCAUGUGAACUAUCAACGACAGAUCCAAGCACUUUUAGACAGGUUAUUCAGUAUUCUUACUAUCUUAUUCAUAUAAAUCCAAAUGUAGAUAUCGUAUUAGUGACUCAGCAAAUUAGCAAUAAUAUAAAAUCAAUUUGGGCUACAGUAAACCCAAGAUUACCUCUUAUAACUGACAAAUCUAUUAAUAGGAAAGUUAAAGAUCUUCUCGUACUUGUUAAGGAUAUUAAUCGCAAGCACAGAAAAGCAAGCGCUAAAAGAAAUCUUGAUGCAAACUUGGUUAAACUUUUUGAUAUUUCUGCGUGUUCCUGUUCAUUAGAUGUGUUUCCCUGUAGUGACAGAAAAGUUUCAUGUUAUAAAGAAAAUUGCAUCGAAGAACAUAUUGUAUGCCUUUGUUCUCAAAGUAAUAAAGUACCUCUGGAAGACAGAGCUUAUCUUCGUGAUCAGAGGAAAAAAAUUGGUCCAAAAGGUGCAUAUCAACUUUCUUCCAUCGAUAGAUUAUCUGUCAAAAGGAUUCAAAGACUUGAUAAAGAAUGACAAAAAAUAUCUCAUAAGCUAGUUAAUGAAGAUGAAUCCCUCAUAGCACAAGUAAACUUAAUUGAAGAAACAAGUGGUUUGACCAAUAUGGAGGAUGAAGGUGAAUGGAAAAUACAACUUAGUUAAACUUCCAAGAUUUGCAAUGGAAUUAGUCAGAAAUGAGUGUUCGUCAAGCGUAGGUGCAGCCCUUGCAAAUGCUUUACUACAUUACAUAAAACAUCUCUUGAAAAAUGACAUUGAUAUUAAAGAUAUUUUGAUUGACAAAUGCAAGUUAGAUAGGGCCAAGUCAAAAGUAAAAAUUGUUAGUGAAAAGGUGGACUCAGAACAAAAAAAACAAGUAUAGUAAUAAACUUACCUCAAGGAGAAGUACUAAAAAAAUGCAUUGAACCUGAACAUCACCUCACAUUUACUUAUGAAGAUGGAAAAUUGAGUGGAAAUUAUUCGAUGCAUAGGACGAUUCCUGUCACCGGUGCUACAGGUUUAGUUCUUGCUACAGAAACGUUUAGUGUUUUACAAGAACAUAACAGUUUGGAAAGUAUACAAGCUGUUCUUCUUGAUAAUACUGCUACCAAUACUGGACCAAUAAGUGGCUUAGUGGUAAAACUAGAAGAGUUUUUAAAAAGAAAACUACAUCUAAUUGGAUGCGCAUUACAUCAAAAUGAUUUUCCGUUACGAGCUCUUUUUGUAAAACUUGAUGGUGACACAACUGGGCCAAGAAGCUUUAGUGGUCUACUUGGCAAAAGAUGUGCUGAAAAUAUUCAGGAUAGAAAUCAAGUUUUGUUUAAUCGUAUUGAAAACCUAAUUGUAGAUGGAUAUAUUCCAGAAGAAAUACUA
Hydra vulgaris (swiftwater hydra) is the source of this 2178-nucleotide messenger RNA. The record is from RefSeq and is a predicted model, not a curated record. NCBI's taxonomy places the organism in Eukaryota, Metazoa, Cnidaria, Hydrozoa, Anthoathecata, Hydridae.